CGCGAUGCAGCUCUUGCAUCUGGCCCCUGUUGUCUUCAAUCUUGCUGCUGCUCUUGCUGGGGGAGACCUUGGGACAUCCCCUCACGCCGCCGCGAGACAAGAUGCGUCGGACGUGUCUUCAGCAGCCGCACCGGGAGCCAGUCCUUUCCGUUUUGACCUCAACACCGGAAUGUAUAUGCAGACACAGAUGUCUAAUGAGCCCGCGCCCGAGCUCGAGUACACGACCGAGAAUGGGGCGCCAUACAUCAAUCCGUAUGACGCUUGGAAAAUUGGAUCGAAUGGGCCACUGCUUCUGGAGGACUAUCAUCUGACCGAGCUCCUCGGCUCCUUCGACCGUGAGCGGAUCCCUGAGCGGGUUGUUCACGCCAAAGGUGCUGGUGCGCAUGGCUACUUUGUAGUGACGAAUUCGUCAUUCUGCAGGCAGUACACCAUGAUGGACAUGCUCAGUGAGGAUGAUCUUAUCACUCCCGUCACAGUUCGCAUCAGCACAGUCAGCGGCGAAACGGGAGCCUCGGAUGAACUCCGCGACCCACGCGGUUUCGCAGUCAAAUUCCGCACUCGCAAAGGUAUCUUAGAUAUUGUAAUGAACAACACGCCAGUCUUUUUCAUCCGCGACCCCUCGAAGUUCCCAUACUUCAUUCAUACACAGAAGAGGAAUCCACAGACCAAUCUGCGAGACAAGGACCUGUUCUGGGACUUCCUGAGCUCCAAUCCCGAGUCUAUGUACCAAGUCAUGGUCCUCUUCUCUGACAGAGGAACGCCAUAUGGUAUGAGACAUAUGCACGCAUGGACCGGACACUCGUACCGCUGGAUUCAGUCGGAUGGCACUUGGCACUAUGUCAAGCUGUAUUUUGAGACGAUGCAAGGAGUCCGGAACUUUACCAACGCCGAAGCAACUCUAAUCCAGGGCGAGAAUCCCGACUUUGCGACACAGGAUCUGUUUGACGCCAUCGCCAAUGAGACCUACCCGGGUUGGACAGUGUACGCUCGGGUCAUGUCUCCUGAACAGGCUGAGAACUACACCUACAACGUGCUAGACCUGACGAAGGACUGGGAUGACACCGUUCCCUAUGUCGAGAUUGGCAAGAUGUAUUUGACGCAGAACCCGACGAAUUACUUUGCGGAGGUCGAGCAAGCUGCGUUCUCUCCUUCCCAUAUCGUCGAUGGUUGGGCACCGUCUGCGGAUCCCAUGUUGCAGGGACGUAUGUUUGCCUACUCAGACACGCAGCGAUACCGUCUCGGGAUCAACCACAUGCCCAUUCAGGUCAAUGCGCCUAUUACCCCCGUCGCCAAUUUUGAGCGUGCCGGCAAAAUGAACAUCAAUGGAAACCAGGGAACCAGACCUAAUUAUAUGUCGACUCUGAGCCGUCUCGGCCUCUAUAACCGUACCUACACCCUGGACUCCCACCAGCAGUGGACGGGAGGCGCCGUGCAAUCGCUCUCAGCAGUUACCGAGAUCGACUUUGCAUGGCCGCGGAUCUUCUGGAACGGGCUCUCUGAACAGGAUCAGCAGAAUUUGAUCAGCAACGUUAUCGGCCACCUUGGCGAGGUGAUCGACCAGGGUAUUAGGGAUCGUCAGGUCGCCUUGUUUGCGCACGUCAACUACACCCUUGGAAAGGCCAUUGCAGACGGUGUCGGUGUUACUGAGAUUGCCAAUCUCAGCUUCCCUUACGGCGAGACGUGGUACAAUCACACUAUUUACAGCGACGAGAGCACGCUGUUUUACUAAUCCUGAACAUCUGCGCGGUUACCAUAUGUUUUCUCUCCCGCUACGUGUAUUCCAGAAGGUAACCACGAGGUUGUGGGACUUGGACAUCUAUUCUCUUACGUGACUACGAUGAUGCCUCCCCACCCACUCGUGUAGCUGCACUGUCGGCCAGAUUUGUUAUACUUGCCUUUUCCUCUGCGACGAAUUGAUCAAUGCCCGCUCAACUGCA
Molecule: messenger RNA, 1937 nt
Organism: Postia placenta MAD-698-R-SB12
Lineage: Eukaryota; Fungi; Basidiomycota; Agaricomycetes; Polyporales; Adustoporiaceae
Exons: 21
Coding region: 5-1729 (574 amino acids)
Biological process (GO): response to hydrogen peroxide; hydrogen peroxide catabolic process
Cellular component (GO): peroxisome; cytoplasm; mitochondrion
Molecular function (GO): catalase activity; heme binding
Source: RefSeq, a predicted model, not a curated record